CGUUUAAAUCGGUUUCGAUUUAUUUUGUCAAAACACCCACUAACUUUUUUAAUGCACAAAAAAUGAUUGAAUUUAAUUUAUUGUAAAUCUUUUAUUGUGGAAUAUUUCUUAUAAACCUAUCACGUGACUAGGCGAUCUCGAAAGCUAAUUUUGGCUUUUACCAGAGCCGCGACGCCCGACGAAGACGCCGUUUGCAUUUCAGUGUUUUAGUUUGUGAAAAUCACCCAUUACGUUCAUCCUGACUGUUUAUUGGCUUUUACAGCCGACCCCAGCUCUUAACGCAAUUAUUUAUGUCUAAAGAAAUCUCUGCAAAUGUAAAAUGAUCAAAGUAGAUGAAGAAGAGCCUGUUGGAGAAGUGCAGCUCAGUUUUCCAUAUCGAGAUGUUCAGAUAAAAAGAGGAUUAGAUCCGAAAGAUUUUUACGAUUUAGAAGAAGAGAUCGGAAGAGGAAAGUUCGGGACGGUUUACAAAUGCAGAGAAAAAACAUCGAAAUUGGCACUCGCUGCCAAGUUCGUUGGUUGCCCGAAAAAAGAAGAUCGGAGAAAUGUCGAGAGGGAAGUUGAAAUCAUGAGAUCACUACAGCAUCCGCGACUGUUGCAAAUAUUCGACGCCUUCGAAAACGGAAAGACGAUGUGCGUGAUUUUGGAACUAAUAGAAGGCGGAGAACUUUUCGAAAGAGUUAUUGACGAAAAUUUUAUUUUAACAGAGAAAGCCUGCACAGUAUUCAUGAGACAGAUUUGCGAAGGUAUAGGGUAUAUCCAUAAACAGGGUAUUCUCCAUUUAGAUAUGAAACCUGAAAACAUUUUAUGUCUGACGCAGACAGGAAAUCGCGUAAAAAUAAUAGAUUUUGGUUUGGCGAGAAAAUACGAUCCUUCGAAAAAGCUGCAAGUACUUUUUGGUACUCCUGAAUUUGUCGCCCCUGAAGUGGUAAAUUUUGACGACAUAGGCUACGGAACGGAUAUGUGGUCCGUUGGUGUUAUCUGCUACGUGCUUCUAUCUGGUUUGUCACCAUUUAUGGGUGCGACAGAUGUUGAAACAAUGGCCAACGUCACGAUAGCAAAGUACGAUUUUGAUGACGAUGCCUUCAAAGACAUUUCGGAAAAUGCGAAAGACUUUAUCACUAAGUUACUUCUAAAAGACAUAAAAAGUCGGAUGAUGUCGGAGGAUUGUCUUAAUCAUCCUUGGCUAAAAAAGAAAAGUCCGCCGAAGAUGCCGACAAACGAACGUAAAAAUAUUACAACCACAACGAAGAACAAUAACACCAGCAUGGAAACGACAAAAGAGAACCUAAAAAAUUUCGUAGAACGUUGGAACGAACAUCCGAACUCUCCAUACGUCUUCGAAAUGACACACCAAGUCAUAAUUCCACCGAUUUCCGGUUUACAGCAACGUUCUAACUCUUUGCAUUCACUUCAAGUUUGUUCCCCAUCAUCGUGUCAAUCUUUGACUUCGUCCGUGGCUUCGGAAGAUGGUUUCCUAGAUACGAGCGAUUCAAACUCCGUGGAGUAUCUUCCAGAUCAUUUGAGAAGAUCUUCAGACAGUUCGUUCUUCGUGAAAGGGUCAGACGUUGCAGAAAGAGCAAACUUGGCAGACGAAAUACGAAAAUUAACCGAUAAACUUUUCCAACUCUCCUCAAUGCCUGGUAUUACAAAUGGUACCAAUGGUACAGAAGAAAUUAACAUUAAGGAGGAAGAGAAAAAUGAAAGGAAUGCCAUUCAAAAGGGCCGUUUCACCGACAAAUUGUUCACCGAAUCGUCGACAACUCAUCCAAGUAGCGGAGUACCAUGGAGAAGGCAGAAGUUUAAAAUCAACAAUUUAAGUAGAGACGUCCCAUUGCAACCGAAAUAUAUUGCUUCGGCGAAGAAGAUUGAAGCAUUCUACUCCAACAUGAACGGCUCUCAGCAGCGAUCGAAUACAAUUAAUUUACAUGAGAAAUGUUUUGAGCAAUAUCCUCUCCAAAAUACCAAUUCGGUUAGAUGUAUGACCCAAAAAUUCGAAGAGAGCAAUUUGGAAUGUACUGCGAACGGCACGAAAGAUAUGUUACUGAAAUUGUUGGAGCAAUGGGAUGAAGGGAAGACAUCCCAUAAACCCCUUCUUUCCAGACACGGGUCUAUAGCUUCGGAAUGGCUAAGAAGGGAAUCCGUAGGGCAAAGAACAAUAAGUUCAUUGAACAGUUUCUUUCAAAUGAGAGCUACAACAAAAACCCAAAACGGUCAUGAUGGUAAUUAAUUAUCUAAUUGAAAAGACGGAAGCACUGAAGAUGUUACUAUUUGUUUAUUGUUUUGGAAAUUUUAUUUUCAUUUCAGUGGAUGUUUUUUUAUUUAUUUAUCAAAAAACGGGACCAUAAUCUUGAUAAGUGCGCUGUUUAAUAUUAAUUGACACAAUUCAUACUUAUAAUUUUAUUUUAUUUAUAUUUUUAUUUGUUAUGUUAUGUACUUAUUUAGUUGUUUAUUGUACGUUGAUGUAUUUAUAUAAUUGUUAAUCGGAAAUAUAUAUACUGUUUACGUUU
Agrilus planipennis (emerald ash borer) is the source of this 2507-nucleotide messenger RNA. RefSeq names its product myosin light chain kinase, smooth muscle. The record is from RefSeq and is a predicted model, not a curated record. The transcript has 8 exons. Gene Ontology annotation, biological process: intracellular signal transduction; positive regulation of apoptotic process; protein phosphorylation. Bases 320 to 2227 code for a protein of 635 amino acids. Gene Ontology annotation, cellular component: nucleus. Gene Ontology annotation, molecular function: ATP binding; protein serine/threonine kinase activity. NCBI's taxonomy places the organism in Eukaryota, Metazoa, Arthropoda, Insecta, Coleoptera, Buprestidae.